Molecule: messenger RNA, 673 nt
Organism: Folsomia candida
Lineage: Eukaryota; Metazoa; Arthropoda; Collembola; Entomobryomorpha; Isotomidae
Gene: RpS23
Product: 40S ribosomal protein S23
Exons: 3
Coding region: 176-607 (143 amino acids)
Biological process (GO): translation
Cellular component (GO): ribosome; cytosolic small ribosomal subunit
Molecular function (GO): structural constituent of ribosome
Source: RefSeq, a predicted model, not a curated record
GUAAAGCUGAGAGGGGGCCGGAGUCGCCAUCUGCUCCCAGCGAGCGACGGCCGAUCACCGGCGGAGCCCGUCAGCCAUUGAAAGUUCAACCACAUUUCUUUCACUCCACACAUCGUGCUCGCUCUCAAGGAAUCACCAGGAUUUUUUAGAGAAAAUUUUUAGGUAAGAGUCGAAAAUGGGGAAGCCCCGAGGUUUGAAGACAGCCAGAAAGCACGUGAACCACCGAAGAGAUCAGCGAUGGGCAGAUAAAGAUUACAAAAAGGCCCAUUUGGGAACAAGGUGGAAGGCCAAUCCGUUCGGAGGUGCUUCUCACGCCAAGGGAAUCGUUUUAGAAAAGGUUGGUGUCGAAGCUAAGCAGCCUAACUCUGCCAUCAGAAAGUGUGUAAGAGUUCAGCUCAUCAAGAACGGAAAGAAGAUCACGGCGUUCGUACCUCGGGACGGUUGUUUAAACUAUAUUGAAGAGAACGACGAAGUUCUGGUUGCAGGAUUCGGUCGUAAAGGUCACGCCGUCGGAGAUAUUCCCGGAGUCCGAUUCAAGGUGGUGAAGGUCGCCAACGUCUCCCUCCUCGCUUUGUACAAGGAAAAGAAGGAGAGACCUAGGUCUUAAGUUUUUAUUUGUAUUCUGCUGUUGGAGUCUUUAAAAAAUACAGUAACUCUUUCUAAAGAACAAACA